This is a messenger RNA of Phyllostomus hastatus (greater spear-nosed bat), 861 nucleotides long. RefSeq names its product immunoglobulin gamma-1 heavy chain-like. The coding region runs from base 37 to 819 and encodes 260 amino acids. Gene Ontology annotation, biological process: immune response; immunoglobulin production. The transcript is spliced from 2 exons. The record is from RefSeq and is a predicted model, not a curated record. Lineage: Eukaryota; Metazoa; Chordata; Mammalia; Chiroptera; Phyllostomidae.
UCAGCAGCUGUGUCCUCUCAGGCCUGGCACAGUCCCAUGGCCUUCUGUAUUGUCUCAGCAGGUGCUUCCCCCAGGCCUGUCCCAAGGGGUGAAUCCACCUUCAUCUUCUCUUGUCUGGGGUGUGAGCUGAGCUCCAGCACCAGGGCUCAGGGAGACGCUGGGCAGCCCCUGGAUAGACACACACUUCCAUGGACAGCCCCUCUCCUGGCAGAGGGUGGGGAGAAAAGGAGGCCUGGGCAGCCCAGCCCCACUGUGGGCUCAGGGCCUGUGUGCACCAUGGCCUGGACCCCUCUCCUCCUCGUGCUCCUCUCUCACUGCACAGGUUCCCUCUCCCAGCCUGUGCUGGCUCAGCAGCCCUCCCUCUCUGCAUCUCCUGGAGCCACAGCCAGACUUACCUGCACCCUCAGCAGUGGCUUCAGUGUUGGGGGCUACUACAGAAACUGGUUCCAGCAGAAUCCAGGGAGCCCUCCCCGGUAUCUCCUGGCAUAUAAAUCAGACUCAGAGAAGCUCCAGGGCUCCGGGGUCCCCAGCCGCUUCUCUGGAUCCAAAGAUGCCUCGGCUAAUGCAGGGUUCCUGACCAUCUCUGGGCUGCAGCCUGAGGACGAGGCCGACUAUUACUGUGCUGCAGAGCAUGGCAGUGGGAGCAGCUACAGUGACUCACAGUGGCUCAGAUGCCGAGGAAGUGAGACAGAAAGCCCUGGGCCCAGAGGUUAUGCUCUGAGCCUCACUGAAGCUUCUGUGGGGGCCUCUGCAAAGUGGGCUCCUCUGCAGUCAGAAACGUCCAUGGAAGGGGGCGGAGCAGCACACAGUCAUGAGUGAGAGCACAGGGCGUCCCCGGGUCACUCUCUCUGAAGGGGUGAC